AUGUGUCCUUUUUUUCUUUUCUUCACAAUGAGACUUUCAAAUAUAUCAUGGUUGCACGGCAACGAAGCAUCAGUGAUAAACACUGAUAUCAUGCAGUCGAUGAUGAUGAUGUGGGCGAGAUGGCUCAAUGGUCAGAGUGCGAAUUUACUGACCGGAAGAUCCAUGGUCCCCCGCCUGACCACGGAAUCUCGGAUGUUCCUAUCUGGCCUUGAGCAACCGGCAGCAUCCCAGUCCUCGUGCCUCCUUCUGAUGGCAUGGCAGCUAGGCACCGAAAGGGUGGUACAGCUGCUGGUGAAGUUUCGAUCGCCGGAAAGUGAGAAUGUGUGGGGCAAACAGCCAAGCCUUGGAGGCGAUGACAUAUUCAGUUCGUUCGGAAAUCGGGUAGCUACACAUUGA
This is a messenger RNA of Opisthorchis viverrini, 396 nucleotides long. RefSeq lists its product as hypothetical. The record is from RefSeq and is a predicted model, not a curated record. Bases 1 to 396 code for a protein of 131 amino acids. The transcript is spliced from 3 exons. Lineage: Eukaryota; Metazoa; Platyhelminthes; Trematoda; Opisthorchiida; Opisthorchiidae.